Molecule: messenger RNA, 399 nt
Organism: Oikopleura dioica
Lineage: Eukaryota; Metazoa; Chordata; Appendicularia; Copelata; Oikopleuridae
Source: the annotation of a GenBank genome assembly
AUGAACGAAAAUGAGAUUUACAUUGAUCAGGCAAUAGAGAAUUAUUUGACGGAGACGAACAUUUCUGGCUUGAUUCCAGUCAUUCACAAUGAUAACUCGAUGCAAACGCAGGACAAAGUGCGGAUGGCGAUCUUCAUUCUUUUACCGGGGUUUGUGCUGCUGAUGUCGCUGGCAUACUUGGUCUUCGACUUCAGCGGCUACUUCAAAUAUCUGUUCCGCUUCUAUUGCCCCCACUGCUGCCCGAAUUCGAAAUCGAGCGCUCAAGAAUACUACGAGGAAUUCGUCGAAGAUCCCGUUUCUCGCCGGCGCAUUCAUAGACAUCACUCCGCAGAUUCCGUCUACGAUGUCAACAUGUUUAAUUUUCUUGAAACUGUCAAAUACAAAUACAGCAAUGUCUAA